UCAGUCAGUCUGUGAUUACUGGGACAGUAUGGAGCUCAGUCCACUCCCUGUGGUGCUCUUGCUGAUUUUAUUGGUUCAAGCUGGACUUGCUCAAGGUCGUCCUAAAGCUGUUGUGAGUGUAAGUCCUGAUAAUCACGUGUUCAGAGGAGAGACUGUGACUCUCAGAUGUGACAUACAGGGAGAAGGAGACACUGGGUGGACAUACAGCUGGUAUAAGAAUAACUACAGUAUCUACCCAAACGUCACAUAUAAUCCAUACAUGAUCAGCUCUGUUACACAGUAUGACAGGGGUACAUACACCUGCAGAGGGUACAGGGGAAGAGACUCUCAGAGCUCAGAGAUCAGUAAUGCUGUUACAUUAACUGUGUCAGAGAGAGCCCAGGCAGUACUGAGUGUGUCUCCACAGAGCUGGCUGACUGAACGAGACUCAGUGAGUCUAAGCUGUGAGGUCAGAGACUCCUCUACAGGCUGGAUAUUCAGCUGGUACAGAGCUGUUCCCCAUGUUGAGGUCCUCUCAGACAGCAUCAGAGGAGCUGGAGGCUCCUACACUCUCAGUCCUGCUGCUCUACAUCAAACAGGAGUUUAUAUGUGCAGAGCAGAGAGAGGAGAACCAGCCUAUCAGACACAGUACAGCAACACACAGCCACUAUGGAUCACUGGCGAUCAUAUUCUAUAUCACCGGAUGCCCAUAUUGGUUCUUCCAGUGAUGUCCAUAUUGUUUCUUCCGGUGCUUGGACGGGCUGUCCCGUCCUUGAAGCAAGGCUCGCCCUCGACUGAUGCCCCUAGAAGCCUGUCAGAGGCCUCCUGAGGAUGUACACUGAAGCCUACAGAGGUCUUUCCAGCAUGAAACCAGUCCCUAUUUUUCUGCUUACAAUAUAAUUUUAUUACCUUGUUAUGACCCCGUCUAGGCUGUGAGGCUGUAACAAGGAAAAAGAAGUGCAAAUGUCUAAUGUAACAGACGUUGUGGAAAAAAAUGAACAGCAACAAAACAAACAGAAGCACAAAUGGAAGGUUAUUUUAGUGUAUUGUACAGAGGUUA
Messenger RNA from Electrophorus electricus (electric eel), 1039 nucleotides. Lineage: Eukaryota; Metazoa; Chordata; Actinopteri; Gymnotiformes; Gymnotidae. The record is from RefSeq and is a predicted model, not a curated record.